Aspergillus heteromorphus CBS 117.55 is the source of this 1749-nucleotide messenger RNA. RefSeq names its product S53 family peptidase. The transcript has 5 exons. Bases 1 to 1749 code for a protein of 582 amino acids. Gene Ontology annotation, molecular function: serine-type endopeptidase activity; tripeptidyl-peptidase activity. Lineage: Eukaryota; Fungi; Ascomycota; Eurotiomycetes; Eurotiales; Aspergillaceae. Gene Ontology annotation, biological process: proteolysis. The record is from RefSeq and is a predicted model, not a curated record.
AUGGUCGCUUUCUCCAAAGUUUCCGCCGGCUUCCUGGCCUUUGCUGCCCCUGCCCUGGGCGGCGUGGUCUUGGAGACCAUCAAGGCCGUGCCCAGCGACUGGUCCCUGGUCCAGACGGCCGACUCCAGCUCGACCAUCACGCUGUCCAUUGCUCUGGCACGCCAGAACAUCGACCAGCUGGAGACCAAGCUGCUGGCCGUGUCCACUCCCGGAAAGGACACGUACGGACAGUACCUGGACCUGGACGAGGUCAACGAGCAGUUCCCUCUGGCGGAUGAUGCGGCGGUGGUCUCGUGGCUCAAGAACGCGGGCGUCACGCACAUCACGCGCGAAGGAGGGCUGAUCAACUUCGCGACCACGGUCGAGACGGCCAACUCGCUGCUCGAGACUACCUUCUCCGUGUACAAGAGCGGAUCGACCCAGAAGGUGCGCACGACGCAGUACUCCGUGCCCAGCAACUUGACGGGCAGCAUCGAGCUGAUCGCGCCCACCGUCUUCUUCGGAAAGUCCAACGCCGCGCGGUCCGCCGCCGUGCGCGCCGCGCAGACCGUCCAGAGCGCUAGCAGCAAGAAGGGCGGCGAUGUCUGCGAGUACAUCACUCCCGACUGCAUGAAGGAGCAGUACAGCAUCGACUACACCCCCGAGGCCUCGUCCGGCAGCCGCGUCGGCUUCGGCAGCUUCCUGAACGAGUCCGCCCUGUACUCGGAUUUGGAUCAGUUCACCCAGUACUUCGGUAUCCCCCAGCAGAACUUCACCGUCGAGACCAUCAACGGUGGUAUCAACAACCAGCAGGACGACCCUGAUGGUGAGGCCGAUCUGGAUGUCGAGAACAUCGUGGGAAUCUCCCACCCCUUGCCUGUGACCGAAUUCAUCACGGGUGGAUCUCCCCCGUUCAUCCCCGAUGUCGAGACCCCCACGGACGAGAACGAGCCCUACCUUCAGUACUACGAGUACCUGCUGGCCAAGACCAACGCCGAGCUGCCCCAGGUCAUCAGCAACUCGUACGGUGAUGACGAGGAUACCGUCCCCUUCGCCUAUGCCACCCACGUCUGCAACCUCAUCGGUCUGAUGGGUGUGCGCGGUAUCUCGGUCCUUGAAUCGUCCGGUGACUCUGGUGUCGGCGCCGCCUGCCUCUCGAACGAUGGCAGCAACAAGGUCGAAUUCACCCCUACCUUCCCCGGCGGCUGCCCCUACAUCACCGCGGUGGGCGGCACCCAGGACGUGCCUGAGAUCGCGUGGGUGGACAGCUCGGGCGGCUUCAGCAACUACUUUGCCCGUCCGGCCUACCAGUCGGAGCAGGUCGAGACCUACCUCGACAAGUACAUCUCCGAGGCCACCAAGGAGUACUACACGCAGUACACCAACUUCAGCGGCCGGGCGUUCCCGGAUAUUGCUGCCUUUGCGGGCUCUCCUUACUUCGAAACCUACAUCGACGGCGAGCUGACCCUCGUGGCCGGUACGUCUGGCGCCAGCCCUGCGUUUGCGGGCGUGAUCGCGCUGCUCAACGACGCCCGUCUGCGCGCGGGCAAGUCGACCCUGGGCUUCCUGAACCCGUGGCUGUACUCGAGCGGCUACAAGAGCCUGAACGACAUCACGGCCGGCGAGACGGUCGGGUGCGAGGCCGGUGAGGUUGAGGGUGGUGGUGUGAUCCCUUGGGCCAGCUGGAAUGCCACCGUUGGCUGGGAUCCGGCCACCGGUCUAGGAACUCCCAACUUCGCUAAGCUGAAGGAGGCCGUGCUGGCGCUGUAG